GCGGCGGACGUCCGCGUCAGCUAGCGUAGGCCCUUAAGAUUAGGCGGGAGGCUGGGCGCCGCCCGCGCAUAGCGCGCAUGUAACAUCACAGUCCGCGUGCGACUCACAGACGCGACACACGCCGCCAUGCCGCGAAACGACGAAGCCCGGGGCGUAAGCGGAGCCAUCCGCGUGUACUGGCGAGCAGUACUGACAGAGCUGAUAGCUACAGCAUUACUGGUGCUGCUGGGUAUCGCGUCAUUGGUGCCUAAGAUCUCACAAACAGACACACUAAUAGCCCCGCCAUUGGCGCAUCCAGCGCUGGCUUUUGGCUUCAUAGUGCUUUGUCUAGCACAGGCAUUCAGCGGAGUAUCCGGCGCGCACCUGAACCCAGCCAUCACUCUAGCGUCCACGCUCCUCGGCCGUACGCCAAUCUUGCUAGCAGUGGCGUACACGAUCGCGCAAAUGAUAGGCGCUACACUUGGUUAUGCGGCGUUAUACUCUAUAACGCCACAGAGGAUACUUAACGAAAUACCUGCGUUAGGCGUGACGCUCCCGGCGAAUGGAUUCAGCCCCCUAGCCGCGACGGUAAUUGAGGCCCUGAUCACUGGUUUCCUGACUCUUCUAGCCUGCUCACUGUGGACGGGCGAGCCUGAUCCCGCCGCGCCGAUCAAGUUUGGACUUGUCAUCGCUGGACUUGUAUAUGUUGCAGGUGAAAUGACCGGAGCCAGUAUCAACCCAGCUCGUAGCUUCGGGCCUGCGCUGGUCACGCAGCAUUGGGAAUACCUAUGGGUAUACUGGGUAGGCCCGCUAGCCGGCGCGGCGCUCUUCGCGCUGCUGCACAAAUACGUGCUGGUACCACAGGCGUACAAGCCGCCACCGCCGACGCGCGAAGAACUACCGUUGAACGACAAGAAUAACUGCUAACGCGGUUUAAAAAGAGAACUGUAUCGUUACCAAACUAAGAAACAUUCAAGUUUUUCGAAUAAGCUGUGUUUUCAAAGUGUGGCGAAUAAAGUCAGUAGAGAAAGCCGCGAAAUUCAAAUAGGAGAUCGAUAUUCGCGCUGUUUAAGGUUACAUCCUAGCCGUUGACAAUCGGUUAUGCUUAAUCGGUAAUAAAAAUUCUUCAUUUGAGAACUUUUUCCCCCAUCAAAUAAGCUGUCAGUUUCAAGCUGUCAUUUAAUUUCAUUGUAAUUUUAUCGCUGGUCAGACUAUGAAGUGUCCAUUAUCGCGAUAAUCAACAGCGUUUCCCGUUAGUAUCGCCCCGGCAUUACAGGAACAAAAAAUGACAAUUGAAAUUUAAAUACCUACCCAUGCGUUUUUUAAAUUUCGAUUGCCACGUAAUAACGACCACGAAUGAACACGUAGGUACCUAAAUAUUUGUUCGAUGCAUCCCGACUGUUUACUUUACGACUUGUUUGUCGAUAAACGAUUGUCAUCUUGAAUUCGGCACUAGAGGACCUAGCUAAGAUGACAAUAAAAUUAUUCGCAGAGAAACAAAACUUGCGUGCUAGCUGUCUUGUGGCUUGUAGUGCGUGUGUGCGUUGUAUGUAUUCUUAUAAGUCACGUCACACUGUACCGCAAGUCUUUUCCAUGAGUAACGUCUCUUAUAACCCCCUGUAAGUACAUUAUGAAUGCUAACCUACAGUCAAGCUAUUAAAUAUCGACACGGGCAAAGUGCCAGAAAUAUGUAUACACGACCUUAUUGCCUAUACAUUAAAGUAGUGUGUACAUCUUUUUGGCCAUUUGUUCGUGUCGAUAUUUAAUACCUUGACUGUACCUGCAUACUAUAACGGGUCAGGAGUAGGUACAUACAUUUAAUAAUUAAUAAAUAAUAAUGUUUUGAAAUCGUUCUCUAGUUCUCUACAUAUAGGUACAUAUUAAUUGGACACAUUGAACUAUCUGUCACGAACGCGUAGAUCACAAAAUGCACCUGUUGCAAUAUUCAUCUUAUUGUAUCAAAUACAUCCAUUUUUAUUUUCAACGGUUAUACUUCUAUAUUUAAGAUUGAAUUUCGAAUACGGACUAUUCUAAGAUGAUUUUUAUAUUUUUAAGUAGGUAUGCCAACGAAAAAUUUACAUUCGGGUGAAUUUCUACAGAAUUUAGUACCUUAAGUAUUCUUAAUUCAAAUGAAUUAUAAAAAAUAUGAAUAAAGUAUAUCAAUAACUAAGUUUUUUUUAAUUCACCCUUCGUGAAUGAUUAAUUAUAAUCGGAUUUUUUCGAUGCUGUCUCAAAAAGAUGUAAAUAUUGUUGUGGUUUAUAUUUUUAUAAGUUUUACAAUAAAAUACUGUUGACAUA
This is a messenger RNA of Cydia pomonella (codling moth), 2277 nucleotides long. RefSeq names its product aquaporin AQPAn.G-like. Gene Ontology annotation, molecular function: water channel activity. Lineage: Eukaryota; Metazoa; Arthropoda; Insecta; Lepidoptera; Tortricidae. Gene Ontology annotation, cellular component: plasma membrane. Gene Ontology annotation, biological process: transmembrane transport. The record is from RefSeq and is a predicted model, not a curated record. Bases 127 to 906 code for a protein of 259 amino acids. The transcript has 6 exons.